This is a messenger RNA of Herpailurus yagouaroundi (jaguarundi), 1465 nucleotides long. RefSeq names its product cyclin dependent kinase 4 (gene CDK4). Gene Ontology annotation, biological process: protein phosphorylation; regulation of G2/M transition of mitotic cell cycle; regulation of gene expression. Lineage: Eukaryota; Metazoa; Chordata; Mammalia; Carnivora; Felidae. The transcript is spliced from 8 exons. The record is from RefSeq and is a predicted model, not a curated record. The coding region runs from base 207 to 1130 and encodes 307 amino acids. Gene Ontology annotation, cellular component: nucleus; cyclin-dependent protein kinase holoenzyme complex; cytoplasm. Gene Ontology annotation, molecular function: cyclin-dependent protein serine/threonine kinase activity; cyclin binding; ATP binding.
GCCUCUUUGGCAGCUGGUCACAUGGUGAGGGUGGGGGUAAGGGGGCCGCUCUAGCUUGCGGGCUGUGUCUAUGGUCGGGCCCGUAGCGUCCAGCUGCACCGGACAGAGCUCGAGUGUAUGGCGCCUCAGGAUCUGGCUCCGGGGCCCCGAUAACGGGCCGCCCCCGCAGCUCCCGGCACGGAGUGAGGGUCUCCUCUGAUCUGAGAAUGGCCACUCCUCGAUAUGAGCCAGUGGCCGAGAUUGGUGUUGGUGCUUAUGGAACCGUGUACAAGGCCCGUGAUCCCCACAGUGGCCACUUUGUGGCCCUCAAGAGUGUGAGAGUCCCUAACGGAGGAGGUGCUAGCGGGGGCCUUCCCAUCAGCACAGUUCGUGAGGUGGCCUUACUGAGGCGGCUGGAGGCUUUUGAACAUCCUAAUGUUGUCCGGCUGAUGGAUGUCUGUGCCACUGCCCGAACUGACCGAGAGACCAAAGUGACCCUGGUGUUUGAGCAUGUGGACCAAGACCUAAGGACAUAUCUGGACAAGGCACCCCCACCAGGCUUGCCAGUGGAGACUAUCAAGGAUCUGAUGCGCCAGUUUCUAAGAGGCCUAGAUUUCCUCCAUGCCAACUGCAUUGUUCAUCGAGAUCUGAAGCCAGAGAACAUUCUGGUGACAAGUGGUGGGACAGUCAAGCUGGCUGACUUUGGCCUGGCCAGAAUCUACAGCUAUCAGAUGGCACUUACACCUGUGGUCAGUAGAAAGGUUGUUACACUCUGGUACCGUGCUCCGGAAGUUCUUCUGCAGUCUACGUACGCAACACCUGUGGACAUGUGGAGCGUUGGCUGUAUCUUCGCAGAGAUGUUUCGUCGCAAGCCUCUCUUCUGUGGAAACUCUGAAGCUGACCAGUUAGGCAAAAUCUUUGACCUGAUCGGGCUGCCCCCAGAGGAUGACUGGCCCCGAGAUGUGUCUCUGCCCCGAGGAGCCUUUUCCCCCAGAGGACCCCGUCCAGUGCAGUCAGUGGUACCUGAGUUGGAGGAGUCUGGAGCACAGCUGCUGCUGGAGAUGCUGACUUUUAACCCACACAAGCGAAUCUCUGCCUUCCGAGCCCUGCAGCACUCUUAUCUACAAAAGGCAGAAGGUAACCCAGAGUGAGUGGUGGAGUGGCUGCAACAGGACCAAGAGAAGAAAAGCCGUCGUCUCCCUUCCUUUGAACACUUAAGUGGAGAACCCUCCAACUGAGAAGGCGACCUCAGCUUCAUCUCUGAGGCUAUGGAAACUCCUCCCAGCUCUCCAGAGAGUAUUUUGCUGCCUUAAUGACAUUCCCCUCCCAUCCCAUCCCUCCUUUUGAAGCUUAUCCUUCCCCUGCCCCUCCCCCCCCCCCGAUUUCCAUACACCAAGGGGUAUCUUCCUUGUUUUCCCCCUUCCUAUCUUGAUAUUGGGAUCUUUUUUUAUACAGAAAAAACAAAACAAAACAAAGAAAUACGGUC